Messenger RNA from Planococcus citri (citrus mealybug), 2444 nucleotides. RefSeq names its product aquaporin AQPAe.a-like. The coding region runs from base 416 to 1189 and encodes 257 amino acids. The transcript has 6 exons. Gene Ontology annotation, cellular component: plasma membrane. Lineage: Eukaryota; Metazoa; Arthropoda; Insecta; Hemiptera; Pseudococcidae. The record is from RefSeq and is a predicted model, not a curated record. Gene Ontology annotation, molecular function: channel activity. Gene Ontology annotation, biological process: transmembrane transport.
AGUGAUGAAUACAUCUGUUUUUUCUCAUGGAAAAGAAGUGUUUCUUUACUGAACCGCAUAGUGUACCUGGUAUACUUAUAGGUAUUUCAUUGCCAUGCUAGCUGUUAAUUUUGGUAUGUAAAAAUCUCUGAUAAGUAAACUUGGCUGCUGAGUAAAGUUUAGAUAUUUAUUGUUUAAUGAAAACGAACGUUGUUUAAAAAACAUUACUGUCGAAGGAAUGCUUAACCUGAACCGCAUUUGUUGUGAAACAUCUCGAAGAAUCAUUAGUAUUUUUUUUUUCCUUAAAAUUUUGUGAAGCUGAGCAAAAGUGAUUUAAUCAGGCUUAGUGAAUGGUUUCCUGGAGCUGAACUAUAAGUUUCAACUUGAACUUGAACUUGAUUUAUGAAUAGACUUCGAAAUCAAGUUUCAUUGCAAUAUGAAGUUCUCCCAGAAAUUACUCGACCUUUCAGAAAUAUUCGUAGCAGAAGUUAUAGCAACAACUUUUUUAUUGUAUUUUGGCUGUAUCGGACUUAUUCCCAGUUUAGACAAUUCAUCGCAGAGUGUUACACCUCUACACGCUGGUAUUCUUUGGGGGAUUGUUGUACUAGGUUGUAUUGUGAUAUUCGGACCUAUCAGCGGAGCUCAUAUGAAUCCUGCAGUUACAUUAUCUGCUUUAAUUUAUGAACGAAUCUCUUUACUCGCUGGUGUCGUGUACUUUGUAGCGGAAUGUCUCGGAGCAUGUUUAGGAAUAUGGCUAGUAAAACUAACAACUCCCAUCGAUCAAUAUCCGGAAAACUUCUGCUGUGUCAAGAUUCAUCCUACAUUGUCAAUUUACCAAGGUUUUCUGUCAGAAUUCAUGGGUACGUCUAUUUUAAUCUAUGCUGUCUGCAGUGCCUGGGAUCCUCGAAGUGCUCAACAUCAAGAUUCUAUGCCUAUUAAAUUGGGAUUUGUUGUGUCAACUAUUGUUAUUGCGAUGGGACAUUAUACGAGCGCUUGUGUAAAUCCAGCCAGAGGUUUUGGUCCAGCUUUAGUGAAUGGUUUUUGGGAUCAUCAAUGGGUUUAUUGGAUGGUUCCUUUGAGCGCUUCCGUCAUCACGACAUUAAUUUAUAAAUACACAUUUCUCAAAAAAUACCAGGAUUCUUCUCUUCCAAAACUUGAUUAUGAGACUCAUGAAAAUACGAGUACGUUCAAACUUCGGCCAGUUCAUUAAGUAAUUGUGUAUGUUUAAUAAUAUUGUAAUAAUUUUCGUACUUAGGUACUGAUAUUCUCACCUCAGAUAAUUUUGUGCAGUUGCAUGAAAGUUUACUAUUAUCUAAUGCUUCGAAAUAACAUUUUUUAAAAAUCCUGAUUUCAGCGAUGAGAUUGAUCAAUGAAUAAUUGACAUAGGUACCUACUUAAGCAUAAUUUACAGAAUUUUGUUAGACAACUGGUGUACCUAGAAGUACGAUAUUUAUUCAAUGUGUUCAAUUGGUAACUUGGGUUAUAAAAUAUAUAUUCUGGUCAAAUCAGAAUGAUUACGUAAAAUAAUUAAGUACGACCUUAACGACCUAAGUAUCCAGUUUUUGAUUUUUUUCAUAUCAAAUUCGUAAUGGAAUUCUGUAGGAUUGCGAGUCAAACAAUUAAAAAAUCCCCUACCUUGAAAAAAACUAAGCAACUAGUAGAUGCUCAUUGCUCAAAUUCAAAAGGGUGGUUUGGCAGUUGACACAAUUUUUUUUUUUGUUUUUGUUUAGGGUUUUUAUAAUUGCCAGAUUAUUACACCCGACACAAAAAAAAUUAAAAUUGAAAAUUGGGAAAAACAUGUACCUAGGUAAUAAAAAUUUAACCACUUCAAUAAACAAUACCUAAUAAAACCAUCGUUAAUAAAAGUCGAUGAAUAAAACAAUGAAAACCUAACUUGAUCCAAAAAAAUGAUAAAAUUCACUUUGAAUUCGAUUGUGUAGUUGAAAAUCAGAAAUAUAUAUUUUUAAAUGUUGAAUGGUGAAGUUGGUGACUGAGUCUGAAGGAUGAACUUAUCAUCAAGCUGUUCUGAGGUCCAAAUACCUACAUUUGUGAUAUCCUUUUUCUUAGAUUUCCAUAAUCGCACUUCAAAAAAAUAGAUAAGUUUUUUUUCCUUGUAUUAUUUUGGUUCCUAUUCUACAUUGUAAACAAUACCAUAAAAAUCUCGUCAAAAUUGUUGAUAGCAUAUCAUUGUGCUUUGGUGUCCUUGAAAUCAUAUGAAUAAAUGUAGGUAUAUGGGUAAUACAUUAUAACUAUGUAGGUAUGUACUUACUAUCGUGUUUGUAAGUUUUAACUAAGCUUAGCAAGAAACGAUAACGUGAGUGAAGUAAAAAGACACGGUUUUGUAAUUUUUAGAAUAAUUUGUCAAUAUUUUUGUGCGAAAAAUGUACCAGAUAUUAAUUAGAUAUUCAUAGUGAAAAUAAUAGAAUUCGAUGUAAAUAAUGUGAUUAAAGUAUUUUAAGCAGGUA